Molecule: messenger RNA, 1847 nt
Organism: Orcinus orca (killer whale)
Lineage: Eukaryota; Metazoa; Chordata; Mammalia; Artiodactyla; Delphinidae
Gene: SLBP
Product: stem-loop binding protein
Exons: 8
Coding region: 94-885 (263 amino acids)
Biological process (GO): mRNA transport; mRNA 3'-end processing by stem-loop binding and cleavage
Cellular component (GO): histone pre-mRNA 3'end processing complex; cytoplasm
Molecular function (GO): histone pre-mRNA stem-loop binding; mRNA binding
Source: RefSeq, a predicted model, not a curated record
GCGCGCUCAGUCAGCGUCGCGAGAAGGGGAAGUCGCCGUAGUCGCCGCCGCCGCCGGACCCCAGUCCCCCACAAUCCCGCCCGCCGCGUCGCCAUGGCCUGCCGGCCGCGAAGUCCCCACGGGUGCGGGAGCCGCCGCGACGGCGACGCCAGCCCGCCGCCCGCCUCAAGAUGGAGCCUCGGACGCAAACGCACGGCUGACGGGAGGCGCCGGAAGCCGGAGGACGCCGAGGGCCCCUCGAGGCCGCCGGGCGACCGCAGACCCGACAGCUUUACCACUCCCGAAGGCCCUAAGCCCCGUUCUAGAUGUUCAGACUGGGCAAGUGCAGUCGAAGAAGAUGAAAUGAGGACUAGAGUUAACAAAGAAAUUGCAAGAUAUAAAAGGAAACUCCUCAUAAAUGACUUUGGAAGAGAGAGAAAAUCAUCAUCAGGAAGUUCGGAUUCGAAGGAGUCUAUGUCAGCAUUGCCAGCCGACUUAGAGACCGAUGAAAGUGUCCUGAUGAGGAGACAGAAGCAGAUCAACUAUGGGAAGAACACCAUUGCCUACGAUCGCUAUAUUAAAGAAGUCCCAAGGCACCUUCGACAGCCUGGCAUUCAUCCCAAAACCCCCAACAAAUUCAAGAAGUAUAGUCGACGAUCGUGGGACCAGCAGAUCAAACUCUGGAAGGUGGCUCUGCAUUUUUGGGAUCCUCCAGCGGAAGAAGGAUGUGAUUUGCAAGAAAUGGAGCAGAGGAGAUGCGUGUCAGCGCUCACGGGCAGCGAGGCCGUGGUGGCGUUUGCCUUCUCCUGGCUCUGUUCCGCGGUGACUGACGUGCUUGUUCUGACCGCACAGACGUCCUGUAGACCUCGGGGAGAUGGAGACGGAAUCUGCGGAGAGCAGCUCUGAGUCCCGGACGAGCUCUCAGGAUAACUUUGACAUGUACUGUGGCACCCCUACGAAAGUUAGGCACGUGGACUGCCAUGCGGGGGAUGAAUUUGACUUGGAAGCCUGUUUAACUGAACCCUUGAAAGACUUCUCAGCCAUGAGCUAACCGGCGCCACCUGGAGGCCCCUGGGAGCAGCGCUGCCUCCCCGGGCGGGUGGCCCACCAAGCAUGCGUCCUGCCUUUGUAACUGGGGGUUUCUGUCACAGUGUACAGUCUCUUGGUGAAUUGAUGUUCUUGCCUUAUUUUCUUAAGAAACGUUAAUUUUGUGUAUAGGGAAUGCAUUUUGCAUGUUUUAAAUUGUAAAUGGAACUAAAUCCGAGGAAAAUUGAACUCGAGGCAAUCUUGCAACAAUCUUAAUUGCUUAAUCUCCGCAUCCUUGAAGUUAACCUGACAAGUGUGCCGUAACUGGUUUUCCACAAGUUUUUUAGGCGUUAAUUGCUGCUUGUCAGAGGGCUGGUUUGGGUUUAAGCGUAUGUUCACGGGGCUUUCUUUACUGGUAUCUGGCCGAGUGUUCUCAUAAUCAGAUACCUUUAAUAUCUAUGGAAAGCGUUAGGGUUUGGGCCGUUUGUCAGUAUGUCAAGAUGGGUUUUUUUCCUCGUACAGAGCACUGAAUAGUCAGAUAUUAAAUUGAGCUGGUAGGUUAAUGGGGUUUAUGUAAGUUAUACGGUCUUAAUUAGGUACUUGUAAAUAGCACUCAGUAGCCCUUCUACCUAUAUUACUCCAAGAGUUAAGACAGCAGAAGGAUUUAGAAAGAACAUUUUUUUAUAGUCAGUUAAUUUACCGUGUACAAUUGCUGUAAAUGAUAAUGUGUACAGAUUUUCUGUUCAAAUAUUCAAUUGUAAACUUCUUGUUAAGACUAUUAUGUUUCUGUUGCUUUUGUAUGGAAUGACAUUGCAAAAAUAAAAAGGACCUUCUUUAACUGA